AUGUCCAAUCUAACUGUUAACUCGAACUCUGACUUUAUAAGUUCUAUUGAAAUUGCCACUUCGGAAUAUUUUAAAAAUAUAGCACCUUCUUCAUGGUCAUAUGAAAGCUUUCUUGCAACCAUGAAACCUUACAUUCUGUUGGAAGAUGAAAGAGAACUUUCGGCCAUCUGGCGAAAAAGAUUUCUUAAUGCUCUAAGUGUGAUUAUCACCAAUUAUAAAGAAAAUGUUGAACCUAGUAAACAAGUUCAGCAGAUUGCAUCAUUGUUAACAAAUCAGGAAUAUCGUUCAAGAGAAAACAAGGCAAAAGUAGAAGAAAAACUUCGAUAUACACAGUUUAUCUUCAAAGAAAACUCUAAGAUAGACGCUUUAAAAAUAUUAAAAAGUGCAAGGACACAACAAACAGCCCAAUUGAGUGGUGAAAUUAAUCUUAAUAAACAGACAAUUAGUAACGAUGAUAUUGCAUUUAAUCCAUUGUUAAACAUUAAAUCAAUUGAAAAACCACAUUUGAAUGCUUUUGUACACCCAUGUCUAGAUGCUGCACUCUGGUACAUUGCUCGGAUAAAUUAUGAAUAUGGAGAAAUUCCUUCACAAAAUCAUGUAACUCGUAAUUUGGCAGAUGGUGUAGGUUACAUGACGAGCGCAGAUAAAUUUCAAUUAGUUUAUGUAGAAGGUGCAAGUCCCGUGGCAAAAGAGGACAAAGAAAUAGCAGAUGCAGAAAAAAUCGCGAAAAAUUUAAGGAAUAUGUUCAAUAACAUAAUAAAGAAUUCUUUUAAUAACAGGAAGUGUAUCCCAGAAAGUUUGAGAGUCUUUGGUGGUCAAAGCUUCAGAUUACAGAUAUAUCUCUUCUAUUUAGAUUUCCAUGACAAAUAUCACCUACAUGAAGUAGAAAAUGCAAACCUUCCAAGGGACUUUUCGGAGAUUGAGGAUUUUGUUCCUUUUUAUGAGUGCAUACUAAAAUGGGCGUUACUUGUGAAAGAAAUGACAGAGAAAUUCGAAAUUUCAAGAAAAAAUAAAAGACCAUCACGUAAUUCGUAUUCAAGAAAUAGUAUUAUUCACAACGAAAAGGACAAAAAAGAAUUUACACCUUAUUAA
Messenger RNA from Entrophospora sp. SA101, 1092 nucleotides. Lineage: Eukaryota; Fungi; Glomeromycota; Glomeromycetes; Entrophosporales; Entrophosporaceae. The record is from the annotation of a GenBank genome assembly.